Fulvia fulva is the source of this 1458-nucleotide messenger RNA. RefSeq names its product Pre-mRNA-splicing factor slu7. Lineage: Eukaryota; Fungi; Ascomycota; Dothideomycetes; Mycosphaerellales; Mycosphaerellaceae. Bases 1 to 1458 code for a protein of 485 amino acids. Gene Ontology annotation, cellular component: spliceosomal complex. The transcript has a single exon. Gene Ontology annotation, biological process: mRNA splicing, via spliceosome. Gene Ontology annotation, molecular function: pre-mRNA 3'-splice site binding. The record is from RefSeq and is a predicted model, not a curated record.
AUGCCUCCCAACCCAGCAGGCACCAAGCCUGGCCAGAAGUCCACCGAGACGCCUAAAUCCAACGACCGCAACGAAUACAUCCCCUCUUUCAUCGCCAAGAAACCCUUCUACAUCGACGACAACACCGCCUCAGAUGCCGACUACCUCGAACAUCAACGUCUCCAGCAGCAAAAGAACCAUGAUCCACUCGCGACAUCGCAAUGGUACGACCGCGGCAAGAAGACUGCGCCAGCCGCGACCAAAUACCGCAAAGGCGCCUGUGAGAACUGCGGAUCCAUGAGCCACAAAGCGAAGGACUGUCUACAGCGGGCGCGGAAGAAGGGCGCAAAGUGGACGGGCAGGGAUAUUGCGGCCGAUGAGAAGGUGAGCGAUGUGAAGCUGGGCUGGGAUGCGAAGCGCGAUCGGUGGAAUGGAUUCGAGGCGACAGAGUACAAGCAGGUGAUCGAGGAGUACAACGCGAUCGAGGACAUGAAGAAGGCCGUGGAGGCGAAAGAUGGUGAAGACGAUGAGAAUGCGGACGGUGAUCGGUAUGAGGCAGAGACGGAUAUGGGUCGGAAGCAGGCGACGAGCACACGAAACCUGCGCUUACGAGAAGAUACUGCGAAAUAUUUGGUCAACCUCGAUCUCGAAAGCGCCAAGUACGAUCCAAAGACGAGGAGUAUGAUUGAUCAAGAUCCGGCCGACAGCCUCGAAGCAGAAGAUGGUUUCGCGAAAGCCUCGGGCGAUGCAGCAGAGUUUGAGCGAGCCUCACGAUAUGCCUGGGAGACACAAGAGCGCGGCGACAAGGACAAAAUACACAUGCAAGCAAACCCCACAGAGGCGCUGCUCAUCCGGAAACGAAAGGCAGAGGAGGACAUUCAACGCAAAGAGGCGCAGAAGAAGAUGCUCACAGACAAGUACGGCUCGCAAGACACCAUCUCCAAGAAGCCUGCUGUGGCCGCGGCAGUCGCUGCGAACGAGCGAUAUGUCGAGUAUGAUGAGCGGGGCAAGAUCAAGGGCCAAGCAGAGAAGAAGGAGAAGAGCAUGUACGCCGAAGACGUCCUCAUCAACAACCACACCUCCGUCUGGGGAUCGUGGUGGAAGAACUUCCAAUGGGGCUACUCCUGCUGUCACAGUACCGUCAAGAACUCCUUCUGCACCGGCGAGGAAGGCAAGCACGCCUUUGCAGAAUCCGAACGUUUCAGUCGAGGUCUUACUCUACCUUCUGCAGAAGAUGCGGGUAACGCGGAAGAGGUCGACAAGGAGGAUGCUGCAGUGGAAGAGGUGAGGCAGGAGAAGCAUGUACCAAAUGGUGUGGAUAAGCCGGAGAAAGAGAAUAUGGAUGAGUCGAGGAGGAGGUUGGAGGAGUUGAAGGCGGGGGUUACCGAGGCGGAGAUGGAGAAGUACAGGAGGGAGAGGACGAACCAGAAUGAUCCGAUGGCGAAGAUGUUGGGGAAGGAUGAGUUGCUGGAUGUCUGA